UGCCUGCUGGGCGCCCUGGUGCUGAGCACGCUGGCGGGCAACGCGCUGGUGUGCCUGGCCGUGCUGCGCUUCCGACACCUGCGCGCCAAGGUCACCAACUGGUUCGUGCUGUCCCUGGCCGUCUCGGACCUCUGCGUUGCCCUUCUGGUGAUGCCCUGGAAGGCGGUCACUGAGGUGGCUGGCGGCUUAUUUUGUGACACCUGGGUGGCCUUUGACAUCAUGUGCUCCACCGCCUCCAUCCUCCACCUCUGCAUCAUCAGCCUGGACCGGUACUGGGCCAUUGCCAGCCCCUUCCGCUACGAGCGCAGGAUGACACAGCGCCUCGCCUGUGCCAUGAUAGCCGUGGCCUGGGCCCUCUCCAUCCUCAUCUCCUUUGUCCCAGUGCAACUACACUGGCAUAAAGCCAAGGACAGGAGAUACCCAGGCCCCCAGCUGCCUGGGAAGCCCCGCUGUGAUGUCAUCCUGAACCGCACUUACGCCAUCACCUCCUCCCUUAUCAGCUUCUAUAUCCCCGUGGCCAUCAUGAUCAUCACCUACACCAGGAUCUACCGAAUUGCCCAGGCCCAGAUCCGCCGCAUCUCCACCCUCGAGCGAGCAGGGGGACAGUGGCCAGCCCACAGCAAGGAGCCCACCUCCUCUUUGCGGAAUUCCCUGCGCAAGGAGACCAAGGUGCUGCAGACCCUCUCUAUCAUAAUGGGAGUAUUCGUUUGCUGCUGGCUGCCCUUCUUCCUGCUCAACUGUCUGCUGCCUUUCUGCCAGCCCAAGCUUGAGAGAGACCAUGAAGAACAGUCACCUUGCGUUGGCCAAACCACCUUCAACAUCUUUGUGUGGUUUGGCUGGGCCAACUCCUCAGUGAACCCAGUGAUCUAUGCUUUCAAUGCAGACUUCAGGCGGGCUUUCAGCAACCUCCUGGGUUGUCGGCGUUUCUGCUGUGGCACGCCCAGAGCCACUGUGGAGAGGGUCAACUUCAGCAAUGAGCUGGUUUCCUAUCACUAUGACACCACCUGCCAGAAGGAAGGAGCUGCCUCACUGUCAGUACCUGCCCCUGCUGUCACCGCCUGGGUGCAGCCAGUACCCCAUGCCAUAAGCCUUCAGGGAGAAAACAGCAGUGAGGAGAUAUCUAUGGAAAAGAGGCCUGUGGCUUCUCAGACACAGGCUGCUACUGGCAGCAGCCCCAAAAGUCAUCAAGUGCCAGCUACUUUGCAAUUGGAUUGCAAGGCAGAGCUAUCCCCGGAAACUACUCCCUGUACAGGGCUUGGUCCGUGCAAGGGACUCAAUCACCCCAUUCCAGAGGGAUAA
Messenger RNA from Merops nubicus (carmine bee-eater), 1299 nucleotides. Its product is annotated as D(1)-like dopamine receptor. Gene Ontology annotation, cellular component: membrane. Gene Ontology annotation, biological process: adenylate cyclase-activating adrenergic receptor signaling pathway. Gene Ontology annotation, molecular function: G protein-coupled receptor activity. Lineage: Eukaryota; Metazoa; Chordata; Aves; Coraciiformes; Meropidae. The record is from RefSeq and is a predicted model, not a curated record.